AUGAACAUUAAUGAAGCAGACUCGAAUUAUCAAUUAUUUUACGGUUUCAAUGAUCCAGAAGGACAAAAUAUAGCACUAUCCGCUACUAGUAUGAUUAAACCAAUUCCAAAUGAGAAAGAAUUGUUUCUUUUUGACAAAACAUCACGUACAACUGGAUAUGGUGGAUUAGUCUCUGCGAGACAGUUACAUUUUAUCUGUGGACCUUAUCCAGAGUCAAUAAUUGAUGAAAAUGUAAUAUUUGACAAGAUUAUACAAACGAUUAUUUUGCCCAUCUUAUUAAUUAUGUUGAUUUUAUUCAACAGUUUAUCACUUGCUGUUUUAACUAGACCUACUAUGAAAACACCUGUGUUUACCGUAUUAUUAGGUAUUACAAUGGUGGAAAUGUCCAAUGGUUUGUUACCUUUACCAAUGUAUUUACUCAGAGCAUUUUAUAGUGAUCCUGUUUGGUGGGAGUAUAAAAAAUAUACAUCAUAUAAUUUAACACAAAUUUCAAAAUGGUGGAAAUAUGCUCCAUUAGAAAUUUAUCAAACAAGUUCAAAUCCUACAGCAAGUGGAAUACUUGCAUGGACUACAGUAUUUUUACCAACUGUUUGUCAUACAACAGCUACAUGGUUAACAUUAUUUGUUGCAUUACAACGACUUAUUUACAUUACAUAUCCUAAUAAAGCUACAAAAUUAUUUUCUAUACUUACUGUACGUUUAGUUUGUAUCAGUGUAUUAUUAUGUGCAUUAAUUUUACAUAUUCCAAUGUUUCAAUCAAAUUUUGUUCGAUUUCAACCACUUCUUCUACAUCAAAAUGUUAUUUUUAGAAAUUAUUCCAUUGAUUUUAAACAAUUAUUAUUAUAUGAAGCAUUAGAUUAUUUACCAUAUGUUGUCAUGAAAUGUCAUACAUGUUUACCUAUUCAUAUGUUUCUAUAUUUUUUAACUCGUGUCAUACUUGUACAUUUAUUACCUUGUAUAUUAUUAAUUAUAUUAACCAUAAUAAUCAUUAUGAAAAUGAGACAAAUUAAUAGAAAACAUUUAUGGCUUACACGUGGUAAAUUAUUAUUACAAUAUUCUAAAACAUUAUCUACAUAUAAACAAACCAAAUCUUAUUCAUUACCUAUUACUUCUUAUAAACAUAGUUUAUCACCAGAAACAACGAAUAUUUCAAAACAAGAUCAAAUCAUUGAUCAUAAAGUUCAAAUAAAUUGA
Molecule: messenger RNA, 1194 nt
Organism: Schistosoma mattheei
Lineage: Eukaryota; Metazoa; Platyhelminthes; Trematoda; Strigeidida; Schistosomatidae
Source: the annotation of a GenBank genome assembly